Molecule: messenger RNA, 1350 nt
Organism: Orycteropus afer afer
Lineage: Eukaryota; Metazoa; Chordata; Mammalia; Tubulidentata; Orycteropodidae
Source: RefSeq, a predicted model, not a curated record
AUGAAGAUGGUCAACCUCUUUGUGCUGCUUUCUGUGGUUUGUGUCCUCCUAAAUCUAGCUGGAUUUAUCCUUGGCUGCCAAGGGGCCCAGUUUGUGGCCAGCGUGCCCAGGUGUGAUCUGGUGGAUUUAGGUGAAGGCAAGAUUUGCUUCUGUUGUGAAGAAUUCCAACCAGCCAAAUGCACAGACAAAGAAAAUGCUUUGAAACUCUUCCCAGUUCAGCCUUGUAGUGCUGUUCACCUUCUACUUAAGAAAGUCCUCUUUGCCCUGUGUGCCUUGAAUGCCCUGACCACCACUGUCUGCUUGGUGGCAGCUGCCCUCCGCUACCUCCAGAUAUUUGCAACCAGAAGAUCCUGUGUCGAUGAAUCCCAGAUUUCUGCUGAGGAAGUGGAAGAACAUGGACGUAUCCCAGACCCUGAUGACUUUGUGCCACCGGUGCCUCCGCCUUCUUACUUUGCCACAUUUUACUCGUGCACACCCCGGAUGAACCGCAGGUUGAUUGGUUCUGAUGUUAUCCCACUCCCACAUAUCUAUGGAGCGCGAAUCAAAGGCGUGGAAGUGUUCUGCCCUCUGGACCCCCCUCCUCCAUAUGAAGCUGUUGUGAGCCAAAGGGACCAGGAGCAGGGAUCUUCUUUCCCAGUGCCAGAAGGAUCAGAAGCUGCUGCGAGGCCAUUGGAACCAGUCUGCACACAGGUGACUGAAGGUGGGGACAUUCCUAACACACCUGGAGAAGCAAGCACGUCCGUGUCAACCCCUAACUCAAGCCUGACGCAUCCUGCAAGAAGCUGGAGACCCAUUCAACCCCUAAGGACGAGAUCAAAAAGCGACCCUGUGCUCCGUCAUUCCGCAGACAGAGCCACCCCUGUACUUAGCUGUGAAGCUGCGACUCAGACAGAAGGAAGGCUGGAUCUGGCUGCGGUGACUUUGAGAAGAGGCUUGAGAUCCCGAGCUUUGCGACCCAGACCACAGUCUUUAGUAGAUUACAAAUCCUACAUUGACACCAAACUGCUGGUGGCGAGGUUCCUGGAGCAGUCUUCCUGUAGCAUGACGCCCGACAUCCACGAACUGGUAGAAAACAUCAAAUCUGUUUUGAAGUCUGAUGAGGAACACAUGGAAGAAGCCAUCACAAGUGCCAGUUUCCUAGAGCAGAUAAUGGCCCCGCUGCGGCCCAGCACUGCCAGGGCCCAGCCACUGCCCCCGCGGAGACAGCCUGGCCUGCUGCACCUGCAGAGCUGUGGAGACCUGAGCACCUUCGUCCCCGCAGAGAGGCCAAGAGCUGGGAGGAGGCCCCGGCGAGCAGAGGCUGACCGGCCCCACAGCCUCAUCGGUGUCAUCCGAGAGACAGUGCUGUGA